GUUACUUCCGGUGUAAUAUUUUCUAUGGAAGUGUUGUCAUUAGAAUUCUGCGACUUUUAAUCCUUAUUUCUCCACAUGUGAUGGGAUUUUGAUGAAAUUUCCUUUCUUAGUAGAAGACUGGUAAAAGGGACAUGCCAGAUACUAAAGAGAGGCCAAGUGAAGAUAUUUCCUCCAAGUCACCUACACACAGCAUUCAGGAGGUGUCUUCUAAGCCUCCCCCGGGCCCCUCGUCCGUCUCCACCAAGAAGGGCCCUCAGCCAGCUCAGGGUGGGGACUCCAUCAAAUAUGGAGAGCUCAUUGUCCUGGGGUACAAUGGGCACCUGCCUAGUGGUGACAAGGGGCGCAGAAGAAGCAAGUAUAUUCUGUGGAAGAGAUCCCGAGCAAAUGGCGUCAAGCCCUUCCGUAAACAUCUUGUCACUAGUCCCCAGUCCUCCAAGGCGGUACAGGAUAGUGCCCAGCACUCGGUCUCUUACACUCUCUCUAGGAACAAGGCUGUCAUAGUGGAGUACAAGCAGGAUGAGGAUACCGACAUGUUUCAGAUUGGCCGAUCUUCCGAGAAUCCAAUUGACUUUGUUGUCAUGGAUACCAUUCCUGGGAAUCAGCGAGGAACCACAGAAAACAUAACUCAGAGCACAAUAUCCCGGUUUGCAUGUAGGAUACUUGUGGACAGAAACCCACCAUACACAGCCAGGAUAUAUGCUGCUGGAUUUGAUUCAGGCAGAAAUAUUUUUCUGGGUGAGAAGGCAGUCAAGUGGUAUGCGGGAGAGGAGAUCGACGGCCUGACCACCAACGGUGUGUUCAUCAUGCAGCCGACGGGGGGCUUCACGCCUUCUGCCAAACCUGGCGUGUGGCGGGAGGUGUCUGUCGGUGGAGGGGUGUUUCCACUCCGAGAAUCUCGGCCUUCACCACUUAAAAGUUGUCAGAUAUUAGAAGAGGACAACAUCCUGCGUGACGGAACGCUAGUUGACCUGUGUGGAGCGACACUUGUGUGGAGAUCAGCCCUGGGUCUCAUCACCUCACCUAGUGAGCAUGAGUUUGAACACAUGGUGCGACAGAUCAAUGCUGGCCGGCCUCAGUGCCCAGUUGGCCUCAACACUCUAGUGUUGCCGACACGAGGCUCGCUCAACCUGCGAGAGAGGCAACCCUACGUGUAUCUCAAGUGUGGCCACGUCCAUGGGAAGCACGAGUGGGGACAACAGGAUGCAGAUGACACUCGGACAUGCCCUCUUUGUCUUACUGUGGGACCCUUCGUGAAGCUGCAGAUGGGAUGUGAGUUGAGCCUGUACGUGGAUGCCGAGUCUCCCACCUAUGCAUUCAUCCCAUGUGCACAUGUGGCCUCGGAAAACACAGUCAGAUACUGGUGCCUUGUGGCUGUGCCGCACGGUUGCCAUGGUUUCCGAGCAAUCUGCCCCUUCUGUGCCACACCUCUUGCAUCUGACCCCGGCUAUGUGAAGCUCAUCUUCCAGGAUCACACUGACUGAUGUUAACUGCAUUGCUGUUGUGUGGGUGGCAGCAGGACCAGGCCGCCAGGCCCCCUGUUUGUCUGUGUGUCUGUGUGUCUGUCGGUACUUCUGCGUUGGCCCUGACUGGCUCAGGGUGGGUAUGACUGGUUAUCUAAGUGUGUUAAGGAGUAAUUACAACUGUAUAGUGAGUAAUAGCUUAGCUAGAAUCUACCUCCCUACUUUGCGUAGGUGACAGACGGUUCAGUGUGUUGUGUUGCUGAACCAGUAUUUUCCCACUGCAUAAAUUCACAUUCAAUGACAUGUGUAUGGUUCCACUAAGGACAUUUAACAGACUUAUCUCUAGCAUGAUGAUAACACGCUUGUCUGUGCACAGGAAUUUUCAAAGAAAAUAGACUCUGCACUAUUAUAUUGUUACCAUGGUUACAGGUGAUGAGCAUAUGAUCAAAAGUAACAUGUUGAAUUCCAAUUCAAUAUGCUAUUCUCCUCAUUCAUAUAUAAUAUAUAUUAUACUUUGGUAAUAACCAAACUACAGAGAUUGUCAAAAUCGUUUUGCCAAAACGACUGCUGUAUGUAUACCAGGUGCUGGUGAAAAUUGAUGUUGAUGUGCAGCCACCAUUAAGUAAAAGUUUGGGGCAACUUAGCCCUGGUUAGGGGUUGGGUGUAAUGACAGAAAGUCGACACAUCUUCAUAUGCAACUUAGAUAUAAAAUCCAUGUGGUUUCUUUUUCACUAGUGUCUUUGAGCGUACUUGACCCCAUUUCUGUCAUAUGUCCCCAAAAUAGUCUGACACAAUAGGAACAAAAUUAAGUCAGGCCACAAUAAAUUGAUUGACACUGCAGCAGACGUGAAAAGGCUGACAGUAAUUUUUACAAGAUUGUAUUUCUUGAAAUGACUAAUUCCUUUUUAAUGCUUUUUGAGGGAUAUUUGGAGAUUAGUUCGGUCAUUUGAGCUACAGAAUAAAAUAAUAUUAAUCAGUUUCUUGUGGUCUUAAGAAUUUGAUUAUGUCUCAGACAUUCUUUAAGACUAAUCAUAUGUAAACCUUCAAGUAAUCAUCUUGACCUGUUACAUUGCUGUUAUAGUACUGAUACAUAAAGGUACUUAGUGACACAGUUGUCCUUUGUGAAGGUUACACUUCAAGGUGAUCUUGGUACACCUGUACUUCAACUAUUCAAACCCUAUUCUGGUUACCUAGGCCACCAGACUGAUAGAUAACCAGUAUUAUAUCCCAGUGGACAAAUUUAUAUUGCUUCCAGUACACUAGAUGUGAAUGAUAGAGGUCAUUAUCAGUUGUUGGAUAUAUCAUCGAUGUUAUUUUGUAAAGGGCCAACAGUGAAGGAAUGUAUUUUUUUUUCAGUGUUUGUAUUCAAUAACAUUUUAUAGAAUGAAAGUUUUUUUAGAUUUGUAUAGUUAAUGAACCUUCUAUCCUCAGAUUUGGGGUAUUUCCUUUAUUUGUUUGUAAUGUAAUUUAACCUUUUACAAAGGACAAGGUACGAUAAGUGUCUCUUUGGGCCAAAAGGAUCUGCAUAAUUUUCAGAAUGGGGCAAAUCUUUUAGAAAUUGUUAUGAGAACAUAACUUUGUUCAUUUCAUUUCAAUAAUUGCUUUUUUGUUACUUACGACAACACAACAAACAAAUAGUGCAUUGUGACACCUUUUCUUGUGUCCAAAAGACUGAUAUUAACGGUUGUCAUGAAGCAUUUUUCUAAUAUUUGAACAAAUCUUUUACCCUAGCUGAUUUUCAUAGAUGUAAUGAACUAACUCCUACUUUUCAUACACUUUCAUUUGAAGUUCUAAAACUGUAACUUUUUUGUUUGUUUUAGCCAUAUUUGUGUAUUUGACUAUGUCAGAAGUCCAAGAAAGUUUACAAAGAAAAUGAGCUAGUUGUCAGCCAUUUGAACAUGUCUGAUACUUUUCAUACCAAUAUUUGAAAGUUUUCAGCAACUUUAAGACUUAACAUGGGCCCAAAGGGGCCAAAAAGGGCCCUUAUCAUACCUCUUCCUUUGAUAGCAGGAGUUCUUGAUAACCAAGUCACAACACCGCUAUACUGUAUCUUAAGCUUUCAUUCUGAUGGUUCCUUCAGAUGGAGAUUUACAUCAGAUGGGGAUGUAUCUUCUAAGAUAACAGCCUGUCCUGAUAGGUGUGGUCUUGUGAACAGUUUGUUGUCUACUGGGUUACUUUCAGUGUAGCAGAGGAGUCUUUUGAAACUCUUCAGUUUCUUCAACAUCUUUGGAGAUAAGAAUCCUUACGACUGUUCUUUCAAGAUUACAUUCUAGCAUGUCAUAUAAUAUGGGAAAUCUACCUUGUUGGUUUCAUGUCAUCGUACCCAGACUAUGUGAGACAGUGGUCAUAAUAUCAUCCACCAGUUUCUCUGACCUGACUUCAUAAUUUACAUCUGGUUAUGAUAGGUUAUGAUAUAGCUGACUGUGGUUUAACACAACAAAUAUUCAUCUUUUUACUGUUAGAGUAGAAUCGUAUGGGCAUUAUAUUAGGUAGGUGAGUCUUGAAAUGUUCCACUGAUAGAGAGGGAUGGAACUAUAUCUUCAUAUUCUACACGACUGCCAUGAACUUGGGCAUUUCAUUGGAUAUAACCACCGUUACUUUGGAUAUAACCACUGUUACUUGGGAUAUAACCACUGUUACUUGGGAUAUAACCACUGUUACUUGGGAUAUAGCCAGGUAUUUUGGAUAUAACCACUGUUACUUGGGAUAUAACCACUGUUACUUUGGAUAAACCACUGUUACUUUGGAUAUAACCACUGUUACUUGGGAUAUAACCACUGUUGCUUUGGAUAUAACCACUGUUACUUUGGAUAUAGCCAGGCACUUUGGAUAUAACCACUGUUACUUGGGAUAUAACCACUGUUACUUUGGAUAUAACCACUGUUGCUUUGGAUAUAACCACUGUUACUUGGGAUAUAACCACUGUUGCUUUGGAUAUAACCACUGUUGCUUUGGAUAUAACCACUGUUACUUGGGAUAUAACCACUGUUACUUUGAUACUUUUCCUUGCCACACUUCCUGUGGCCUAGGGUAUAAAUCCUUUAUCCAUGUACUAUGCUUGCUCAUAUAGUCCCUAAGACAGUGAUUGUCUUCUAUUCCUGUAUACUUUGUUGCAAUGCCUGCUGGGGCAGAAAUGACCACAUAUCACAAUAGCACUAUUGGAAACAUAUCAUGAUAAGCCACAUUUAGUAAAAACAAAAACAAAUUUGCACACACAUUUAGUAUGGGUGCUUUGAAGAUCAGAACAAAAUGCUAUGGAUCAAGAGUUAUUUCAGUGACUUAUUGUUAUUACAGUAAUAGGCCAUCAAUAUUUUCUGUGUACUUCUCAUCUCCAUGCUCAGCCUCAGAGCAAAGAUUUCCACCUGCCUUCUUUUGAGAAUACAAUAUAUGUUAUCUGUUGUAUAAGAUAUGUGAAAAUAGGUUCACAAUUAUGUGCUCAUUAACUGGAAAGGGGGCGGGGUGACCUCCCUUUCCCAAAUUCCUUCUGAUAGAAUAUAGCAAGUUUGUUAAUAAAAGAUUGUUAGUGGCAGAUCAAAAUAUUAAGGUUGAUGUAUGGCUGGAGAUAAAGCCAUUUUUUUCAAUGUGAAGCGGAACAGUAAUUUUGGAAUAGAGGGCAUGAUAUACAUACAAAAAUAUACAGGACACAUUUGGAUGGGGGAAAAAGUAAUAUACAGAAAUAUUGCUGAAUGAUACUGCUGUGUUCAACUACUUCAUGUCAACAAUAGGAGUCAGUAGGUGGAAUCCUAUCAUGACUGUCCACUAGACUGCCAAACUUUCUCUUGUUAUCUCUGGGCGACAUUUGCAUGCCCAGCACAUGCUUCCUUUUGUACUAAUUCCUGUUAUACUUGCCAUCGGUUUAUAAAGAUCAAUGUGAAAUGGUAUGCUCUGUCAAGUUGAGAAUAUGGUUUGUUUUGACCAGGCUAGAGAGCAUAUUUUGCUCCUUUCUCAAAGAUAUCGACCAGAUAUUUGCUGAAGAAAAGUCUUUAGUGUCCAGUUUCUACCUUGGCUUUCUUCAAACAAUGUAUCAAGAUCUUUUAUUUCAUUCAGAUUGAUGCAGGAGCAGGAAGCUCUAAGUACAUUACCAUGGUUACCAGCACAUGUAUUUCUAUCACUAGAGAACUGAAGGUAGAAUACUGAAUUAAUAAAAAAAUGCAUGAUUGCAUAUUAGUCUAACCUGAAAAAUGAGAAAACAAAAUAUUGUUUCAGGGGCCUAAGAGCAAAAAAUGAGCUUUCCUAUAUUGAUUCUGAGUAUUUGUGGAUCCAGCAGAAUGUCCUACAGUAAUACAUAUCACUGUCCUGUUACUUCAUAGAAAUGACUUUUCCAUGUUUGUUUAGUUUUCUUAUAGCGCAAGCAAUACUUAAACUCUGACCAAUUACUUUUAUACCUUACAAUCCUUUCACCAUUGAGGCUAUUUCUCAAUAAGAUUUGCUCAAUAUCUUUGUCAUCAUUUUGCUAAGGUUUGUAUAAGUGAAAUGGAGAAAUGGCUAUUUUGUAAAACAUUUUCUUAUGUCCAUGUAUAUAUGCUUUGUAAACAUAUUGCAGCUUAUUAUAUCUUCCAAUAAUUUGAUUUAAUUUAUUUGGCAUUUAUUGGAUGUGAAGCACCAUGCCAUGCUUGCAUACACACUGUUACAGAGGUUAGGGUGAGAACAGUACAUACAUAAAGUUUUUGUAAUGUGUUAACUUUUAUGCAUACAAGGUACAGCUCUCUACACUUGCAUGACUGCACCGUAAUGGCUACAGUUUUCAGAUGAAAUACCUUGAUGAAAAUGUAUCAGUGUUUAUGUAUUAAUUUCAAUUAUUAAAAGUGUCUAUGUAUAGGAAGUAGUUUUCACGCUGAGAAAUAUAGGUAUUCCACCUGUAGUAAUUGUAAUUUGACACUGACAGUGUUAUAACUGUUUCCUGUUGCAUGAUAAACAACUGUAAGUGAGAGUUACUGAUUUCAUUUUGUGCUGUUGAUGUAAACCGUAAUUCCUUGAAUAGACGCCCAGGUAUGUAUUUAUUUCAGAGAUGUCACCCAGGGUCUAGACAAAGAUUGUGUUUAUUCAAGGCAGGCAUCUGUUUUAUAAUAAUGGUAAACUUGUCACACUUCAAUGAAGAUGGGUCAUACAAUUUGAAUAAGACGUGUGAUUUGCAUUUUGUAUUAUUACAGCUUUCGUUUCAAUAUUAUUUUAUUGAUUUCCUAAAGGAAUAUCCAUGAUUAGAAAUUUUGACCCUGCGUCUAUUAAAGUUAGGCAUUUAUAUAUUUUGCAAGUCUAUCAGACCCGGCAGUUUUCAAAGCAGAUGGGGGCAGUCGGGUAGCCUUGUGGUUAAAGUGUUCGCUCGUCACGCCGAAGACCAGGGUUCAAUUCCCGACAUGGGUACAAUGUGUGAAGCCCAUUUCUGUUGUCUCCCUGCCGUGAUAUUGCUGGAAUAUUGCUAAAUGCGGCGUAAAUUUAAACUCACUCACACUCACUCAAAGCAGGCGUCUCUUCAAGGAUGUACAGGAUGUAGCAGGGCCGUUCCACAAGCCUUCUCAGUGCUGUAGGGGAUAUAUGUGGCCCAGUCUUCCCUUAGGCAUGCCAGAAACCUAUGAUCAGGAGUUUGAAUCCCUGAUUUGCUCUGACCAAUAAUCAUGUUCCCAAGUUCGUCAGCACCAUACUUAUUCUCAUAGGUUUCACUACAGUGGUAAUAUUCAAAACUUGAGUGACUUCAGGCUUUCAUGAAAAUCAUGUUAACACCAGACUGUCCUAUAACUGAAAUAUUGUUCAGUGGGGCAGUAAAGGAAAUUCACUGACUGAAUGCUAUGACUUUUGUAUGUCUGUGAAGGUGGAGGAGUACUGCAGUCGUAGUGCUGUGAUAGCUUUAUGGAAUUACCCUGGCUUUGUAGGUCACAUGUUAGGUGGAACUGAUACCAGAUUAUCAUCUUUUUUAUAGUCUGUUAUUGAUGGGGUGGCCGGGUAGCCUAGUGGUUAAAGCGUUCACUCGUCACUCCGAAGACCCGGGUUCGAUUCCCGACAUUGGUACACUGUGUGAAGCCCAUUUCUGGUGUCCCCCGCCGUGAUAUUGCUGGAAUAUUGCUAAAAGCAGUGUAAAACCAUACUCACUCACUCUGUUGUUGACUACAAUUAGGCUUGACAAGUUAACUUGUUAUUUUAUGUUGUUUAAUUUGCAUUAGAGUACAGAAACAACUAACAAGAGGUUGCACCAUGAAAUAGCAUAUAUGUAUGUCUUUGAAUAACACCACUGACACAGCCUCAUUUAGUCUGACCAAGUUAAUCGUCUAAUGAAGUGGUAUUAUUGUCCUUCACAAAGACCAUGUUUUUUUUUUAUCUGUCUAUUGCAAACUGUCAGAAAGGUCACAAGAUUUGUUGUUUGUCAGGAUCUACUUAAGCUAUCAUGCUGAGGGGUUAUCUACUCGCUGGUUAUUCCAUUCCAUGUUUAUGUUUCUUGAGAAUCAUUGAUUAAAGAUCUUUGAUCAAGUUUCUCCUGUUGUGUUUAAUUUGAAAUGGCAUUUAUUAUACAAACAAUUUCAAUCUUGUGACAUAAAACAGCAGUGUUUGAUAGCAAGGAGGCCCUGGAGGUGUGCUGUCAUUGUACACUACUGAAAAGAAGUUAAAGAACAACCCACACACAUUUCUUUCAUAUGAGGGGCGGUCGGGUAGCCUAGUGGUUAAAGCGUUCGCUCGUCACGCCGAAGACCCGGGUUCGAUUCCCGACAUGGGUACAUUGUGUGAAGCCCAUUUCUGGUGUCCCCCGCCGUGAU
Messenger RNA from Haliotis rufescens (red abalone), 8203 nucleotides. RefSeq names its product protein pellino-like. NCBI's taxonomy places the organism in Eukaryota, Metazoa, Mollusca, Gastropoda, Lepetellida, Haliotidae. Bases 132 to 1481 code for a protein of 449 amino acids. Gene Ontology annotation, biological process: protein polyubiquitination; regulation of Toll signaling pathway. The transcript has 10 exons. Gene Ontology annotation, molecular function: ubiquitin protein ligase activity; protein binding. The record is from RefSeq and is a predicted model, not a curated record.